AUGAAACUACAUAUUGAAGGAUUUUGGGGUGACGAAAUUAAUAAUUUAUAUAUGUUUAAGCUUGUUUUAAAGUUGGGUGGUUAUGGAUUGAUGCACGUUUUUAGAAUUAUAGGUGUGAUUUUGGGUGGUUUAAUGACUUUAAAUUCUUCAGGUUUUUGUCAUUGUUGUUUGAUAAUAAUUGGGCAUGGAUUAUGUUCUUCUGGUUUAUUUUGUUUAUCUAAAAUUGUUUAUAAGUAA
Molecule: messenger RNA, 237 nt
Organism: Gryllus bimaculatus (two-spotted cricket)
Lineage: Eukaryota; Metazoa; Arthropoda; Insecta; Orthoptera; Gryllidae
Source: the annotation of a GenBank genome assembly